Molecule: messenger RNA, 1376 nt
Organism: Notothenia coriiceps (black rockcod)
Lineage: Eukaryota; Metazoa; Chordata; Actinopteri; Perciformes; Nototheniidae
Product: NOP2/Sun RNA methyltransferase 2
Exons: 11
Biological process (GO): tRNA methylation
Cellular component (GO): nucleus; cytoplasm
Molecular function (GO): tRNA (cytidine-N5)-methyltransferase activity; tRNA binding
Source: RefSeq, a predicted model, not a curated record
GGUCCUCAUUCACGUGCGUCACAGGAACACGUUUUGAGAAUACACAACGUAGCAGCAGUUCCCGUUCAAACUCAGUGUAUACAUUUUAUCCGAGUUACAGUUAAAACUCGUCUUUAUCCAGCUAACACGUCGUUUGGCAGACUCUUCUCCAGAGUUAUCUGCUAUUCCAACAUGGGGAAACGAAGCAGGCAGAGGCAGAAAACCCAAAAUACUGGCAGAGACGACAGAGACAACAGAGACAACGCUGGCUGGGGAGCUGGCUAUGCAGACAUUGUCAAGGAGAAUAAGCUGUUCGAGCAUUACUACCAAGAGCUAGGCCUGGUGCCUGUGGGAGAGUUUGAAGAGUUCAUGAAUGCAAUGAGGGAACCGCUGCCUGCAACCAUCCGCAUUACUGGAUACAAGAGCCAUGCCAAAGAAAUCCUCCACUGUCUGAAGGAGAAAUACUUCAAGGAUAUUCAGGAGGUGGAGAUCGAUGGCCUGAAGAUUGAGGCUCCACAGCCUCUUAAAUGGUAUCCCGAUGAGCAGGCCUGGCACACCAACAUGAGCCGGAAGAUCAUCAGGAAGUCUCCGCUGCUCGAGAAGUUCCACCAGUUCCUGGUCAGCGAGACUGAGUCGGGUAACAUCAGCCGACAGGAAGCUGUCAGUAUGAUCCCUCCUCUCCUCCUGAAGAUCGAGUCACACCACAAGAUCCUGGACAUGUGUGCAGCUCCAGGGUCGAAAACAGCCCAGCUGAUCGAGAUGCUCCAUUCUGACAUCGACGUGCCAUUCCCAGAGGGCUUUGUCAUUGCCAACGACGUGGACAACAAGCGCUGCUACCUGCUGGUGCACCAAGCCAAGCGUCUCAACAGCCCCUGCAUCAUGGUGGUCAACCACGACGCCACCUGCAUCCCCACCCUCAAGAUCGACUCGGACGGCAAGAAGGACAUCCUCUUCUACGACCGCAUCCUUUGUGACGUGCCCUGCAGCGGCGACGGCACCAUGAGGAAGAACAUCGACGUGUGGAAGAAAUGGACCACCAGCAACAGCCUGCACCUCCACGGGCUCCAGCUGCGUAUCGCUGUGCGUGGUGUGGAGCAGCUGGCAGUGGGAGGGAGGAUGGUGUAUUCCACCUGUUCACUCAACCCUAUAGAGGACGAGGCUGUCAUCGCAGCGCUGCUGGAGAAGAGCGAAGGAACGUUGGAGCUGGUCGACGGAUCAGCUGAUCUGCCGGGGCUGAAGUCGAUGCCUGGGGUCAAUUCCUGGAAGCUGAUGACCAAGGAGGGCCAGUGGUUCUCUGAUUGGUCCGAGGUUCCCGUCAGUCGUCAAACGCAGAUCCGCCCCACCAUGUUCCCGCCAACAAACCCAGAGAAACUGGCCAACUUCCAUCUGGAGAGAUG